ACUUCGCUCCAUGCCAGCAGUAACAUCACAUGAGGAACUGUGGUUUGAGAAACUUGGAUAAUAAUGGGCGAUCAACUGGCGACUUCAUAUGUCAGAAAACAAGAUCAUGAAAGUUGCCCCGUGCAUUAUAGUCUUUACACGGGAUCUUCAUCACGACUCGCCUCUUAUUAGUUUUAAAUCGUUUAAAAUAAUUAAACAAAUGGAUCCAUCACAUGAUAAGGUGGCCACUUCUUAAUCCUCCUGGAGUACUGAAGCGAACACCGUACUGUGCGGAAUUCUUUAAAAUAAAACAAUACUGUGUGUGAAUGUACAACCUGUAUGUGGGUGGAUGUACUUGCAGGUAUUGUGGUGUUUGAAACAUACACUGUAUACAGCGCCGGGAGUAUUGAGAUUCCAAGAAGUCUAGAAUAUGUAUUUUUCGUUUAUUUCACGCAUGAAGUGUUUGUUCACGGUCCCCAGCUUAAGGGCUCGCUGCCAGAGCGCGUGUGUCUGUAUGGGCUGUUGAGUUCAUUUUUAGUUACCUUCUCUAUACUGUAGAUUGAAUUAAAAGUUUGCAUAUUGAAUCCAAACCUACGAACACAAGGUGUGUUCCUGCUUCGUGAGUUUGGGAUGGGACUGCAGUUUGCGUAAAUCAAGACAGGGGCGUGCUCGCUGAAGUAUUGUAAGCACGAAACUCCUCCGCAAAAUGUGAGACAACAGAGAUCACAGCGAGCGGACCAUUCAGUGCACGAAUGCAAGGCUUUCCAGGACAAAACAGAAACGUCUCAUCGCUACCCAUCAGACUCAAGCUUCAGAGUUCGGGGUCUUUUCAUUCAGCAACCAAGGAGGAAUGGAUUCUCAGCUGUGGCUCUGCUGUUUGCUGAUCUUCACCCUGCAUGUCGCCUCCACAGAGAGCUGCCACCCAGGAUGCCGCUGUGAGGUGGAGAGCUUCGGGCUCUUCGACAGCUUCAGUCUGACAAAAGUAGACUGCAGUAGAGUGGGACCCCAUAUCACCCCCAUUCCUAUCCCUUUAGACACCUCCUAUUUAGAUCUGUCAUCCAACCACAUGGAGACCCUCACAGACUCCAUGCUGACAGGACCUGGUUACACCACUUUGGUUAGCCUUGACCUGAGCAACAACAAGCUAACCAGGGUCCACAGCAAGACCUUUUCCAAACUGCGCUACCUGGAGUCCCUGGAUUUAAGCAGCAACUGUUUGGAAGUGCUUUCGGAUGGGUGCUUCUCUGGCCUGCCGCUCACUGAAGUGGACCUCAGCAACAACAGGCUGCAGGAAUUCAGGCUGGAUAUCUUUACAUCCAAAGGUCACGGGAAGCCGAUCCACCUAGACCUCUCCAACAACGUGCUGACAGCCGUCUCCAGAAACCCCCACAGCAGCUCUCCUAACAUCCAGAGCCUGAGCCUGGCUGGGAACAGACUGACAGCCGUGCCGCUGCUCCAGAGCGUCCCUGUGAGAUCCCUGAAUCUGGACGGGAACCCAAUCCCCCACAUACAGGAGAAUGCCUUUGUGGGGAUGACUGAGCUGACCCAUCUGUCCCUCAGCAGUCUUCCAGCACUGACCUCAAUCCAGCCCAACAGCUUCAAAGGGCUACAGAAUCUACAGGUCCUUGAUUUAUCAAACUGCCCAAAGCUAAAGGAUCUCAAGCCAGAGGUAUUCAGCGGGCUGCUUUCCUUACAGGAGCUCAACUUGUCCAAUUCAGGGGUAACUGCCUUGCCAAGUAAAUUGCUGAAUUAUUUACCGAGCAUCAGAAGCAUCACUCUGGGACCAAACCUGCAUUGCUGGAAGAGCAGGAAACAGGGGCAGUUCCACCCGCAUACAGGACGAGUGAAGAGUGGAGACACAUUAACAUGCGAUCCUGCAGCCACACUCCUGUGAGCUGGAUUAGACUAGACACUACAUCGGGAAUACCCUGGGCUGGAGAAGCCUGCAUUGUGCCUUCAAUACCAUUAUCAGCCUGUCUUUGUGUUCAUUCCAAAAGAACAACAUAUUCCUGCUAAAACUUGAGAAUUACUGUGUUCCAUAAUUUUGUAUCUUUUUGUAAUUUAGGAAAUAAUUUUGCACUUUUUUUUAAAAAAUAUGCUCCAUAAAUCCACGAGUGAAACGAAUGCAAUAAAGUAUCAUUUCCUAGAACCCGGGAGCAUUUCAUGUUACUGGUUUAUAGGAACGGGAGGACAGCCGUCCACAGUCAUGCAUUAAGAUCAGUCUCAGCCGUGCACAGUCAUGCAUUAAGAUCAGUCUCAGCCAUCCACAGUCAUGCAUUAAGAUCAGUCUCAGCCAUCCACAGUCAUGCAUUAAGAUCAGUCUCAGCCGUGCACAGUCAGGCAUUAAGAUCAGUCUCAGCUGUCCACAGUCAGGCAUUAAGAUCAGUCUCAGCCAUCUACAGUCAUGCAUUAAGAUCAGUCUCAGCCAUGCACAGUCAGGCAUUAAGAUCAGUCUCAGCUGUGCACAGUCAGGCAUUAAGAUCAGUCUCAGCCGUGCACAGUCAUGCAUUAAGAUCAGUCUCAGCGUGGCUCCAACUGAAAUGCUACAGAUGCUGCUUCUCUACACAGUCUAGAUCCGCUCCUGAUCAGCCAUAGGAGGCAUUCAAAGUGUGGAACAAAAUGUGAGUGACCUGAUUGAGCUGCAUGUAACCCUUUUCACUCUGGGCAGCGCUCUGCACUCAAGACUACGCCAGUAUGUGAGCUAAUCCUCUGAACUCCAUUGGUUUUCUAAUAUCUCUCAAAUCAUUCAACACUACACACGAGUCAGCCCGGUCUCAUUAAGCACAGAACAUGUGGUGACGGGAUCUGUGUGAGGCAGCGCCCCAGUGCAGUUGAAUAAUCAGGGUCCCUGUAGAAACACAAGUGCCUUCAUGGGUUAGGCACUGACUGCAAUGUGCUGCUGCUUUGGGGGUGGGGUGCUUUUAUUACCAAAUAUACAUACCUCACUUUGAACAGAAAUACAUGGAUGGGCAGAUGUGGAAUGUUUCUAAAGGGUAUAUAUGUAUGUGUGACACACGGUGUUUACAAGUAAUGCUUCUGAUACCUUACCUUCAUUUUUCAAUGAUGAGAAUGUGAACACCAUCACUGUGAACUGAAAUAAAGAAGUAUACAUAUCCAAGUGGGUUGAAGCUGGAAUUACAAAAAAGUAUCAGAGCUAACUUGAGACACUAGCUGUGACACACAAGUGCUCACUCUGGCCACUCAUUAAUGCAGUUACAGGAUGUGGCCACGUUGCCAUUCGAACAAUGCAAUCACAUCACACCGCUCCAUUCGUCGGAACAUUAUCAUUUCUCAUAAGAUGAAAGCCAAGAUGUCAUUAAAAUGAAAGCAGAAAAACGUUUGGUUUCAACAGAAAGAGGCUCAGAGAGAUUGACUGACAGCCUGCCUGACCUGUUUUCCCAGGCUGUGUGUUUGUUUUCUUCUUUUUUUUGUUUUUGUUCGAAGCCAAACCCCUUGGUGCCUGUCCUAAUUAACACAGCCUUGAUUUCACUGUUUCAGAUACAGACGUCUUCCUCUUAAGUGUUUAAACGGUACCUACAGUAUACAACAUCAUUACAGGAGAUCAAGCGGUCCUGCCCGGGGUGCUGGCACAGCUAGAGCAUGUGUGCAGCACCUCCUUUUAUCCAUCGCUUUUCAAACAGUACCCCACAUUCCUGCCCGGGGUGCUGGCACAGCUAGAGCAUGUGUGCAGCACCUCCUUUAACACAUCGCUUUUCAAACAGUACCCCACAUUCCUGCCCGGGGUGCUGGCACAGCUAGAGCAUUUGUGCAGCACCUCCUUUUACCCAUCGCUUUUCAAACAGUACCCCACAUUCCUGCCCGGGGUGCUGGCACAGCUAGAGCAUGUGUGUAGCACCUCCUUUUACCAAUCGCUUUUCAAACAGUACCCCACAUUCCUGCCCGGGGUGCUGGCACAGCUAGAGCAUGUGUGCAGCACCUCCUUUUACCCAUCGCUUUUCAAACAGUACCCCACAUUCCUGCCCGGGGUGCUGGCACAGCUAGAGCAUGUGUGUAGCACCUCCUUUUACCCAUCG
Acipenser ruthenus (sterlet) is the source of this 4013-nucleotide messenger RNA. RefSeq names its product tsukushi. Gene Ontology annotation, cellular component: extracellular matrix. The record is from RefSeq and is a predicted model, not a curated record. Bases 830 to 1873 code for a protein of 347 amino acids. NCBI's taxonomy places the organism in Eukaryota, Metazoa, Chordata, Actinopteri, Acipenseriformes, Acipenseridae. Gene Ontology annotation, molecular function: protein binding. The transcript has 2 exons.